This is a messenger RNA of Alternaria ethzedia, 2124 nucleotides long. RefSeq lists its product as uncharacterized. Bases 1 to 2124 code for a protein of 707 amino acids. The record is from RefSeq and is a predicted model, not a curated record. Gene Ontology annotation, cellular component: nucleus. The transcript has a single exon. Gene Ontology annotation, molecular function: nucleic acid binding; ATP binding. NCBI's taxonomy places the organism in Eukaryota, Fungi, Ascomycota, Dothideomycetes, Pleosporales, Pleosporaceae.
AUGUUUCAAAGACGUUAUGUGCCGCCCGCGGUCGUCGCCAAGAAGCAGCCUUCACCUCCCGCGCCCGUUGUCGCAAAGGCCUCCAGCCCUGUAAUUGCUACGAAUGAGGAAGUCGCUGCCUCAAGCCCCGAGCCCGUAGAAACCAGCCCGAUAGCAGAGGCGAAAAAGACCAUCAAGAAGCCCAAAAAGAGAAAACGCGAAGCCGAGGCCGCCAAAGAGGAGGAUGAUGAGAUUUCGAAGAAGCACAAGAAUGUCUUCUCCAAAUUCGAAAAGGCUGCGAAGCUAGCUGAAGCCAAGAGUCAAAAUACUGAGGAGGAACCUGCGAAAGUGCCGCAAGAGGAAGGAGAGCUUCAUGACCUCGAGCCUAUGCCGCAACCCGCACCGAUUCCCGAGCCCGUCUACGAACCCACCUUCUCCACCCUUCCCACCUGGCUCGCGCAGCCUACUACCGUCGAAGCCUCGAAAACAGUCCCCUUCGCCGAAUUGGGCGUAGAUCCCCAGUAUGUCAAGAAGCUGGAAAAACAAGGCUUCAAGGACGCUUUGGCUGUACAGACAGCAUUGCUACCUCUGCUACAUCCUGGCUAUGACCAACACUUGGGCGAUAUAUGUGUGUCGGCAAAGACUGGCUCUGGAAAGACGCUGGCCUAUCUACUCCCUAUUAUCGAAGCGCUCAAAGACCGCACCGUACCUGUCCUUUCCGCCAUCGUCGUAGUACCAAGCCGGCAGCUCGUCAACCAAGCCCUACAAGUCGCCGAGGACCUGUGCGCUGGAACAAAGAUCAAAGUUGGAACGGCUUUGGGCAAUGUCGCGUUUGCGACGGAGCAGAAGCAGCUCGUCAAGAUGCGACCACAAUACGACCCAAGGAGAGCACAGGAGCUGCAGGAGAAGGCUUCUCGACAAUACCAGACGGGCUUCAUGGAGCGAGGAGGGUUGUACGACGACUUGAGAGCCAUGCCUCUCGAUCACGUUCCGCAAUAUGAUUCGGGCGUGGACAUACUCAUCUGCACUCCGGGUCGAUUGGUCGAGCACAUCGAACACACAACAGGAUUUCUGCUGAACAGCGUGCGCUGGCUCGUCAUUGACGAGGCUGACCAGCUUUUAAAUCAGAACUUCCAGGGCUGGGCAACUGUGCUCAUGGACGCCCUCCACGGUGAGACUCCGGUCGACUUCAUGAACGCCCAAGAGCGGAUACGAAAGCGCGAGCGCGACGCCAACUCCAUCUGGUCCAUGGCAUUGCCCGCCCGAAGGCAACUCACCAAAGUUGUGCUCUCGGCGACAAUGGAAAAGGACCUUACGAAGCUAGGCACUCUCAAGCUGAAGCGACCGAAGUUGGUAGUCGUACAAGACGAGACUAUGGAACUGCAGGCAAUGGAGACUGAAGAGAACGUGUUCGAGCUGCCGUCUACGCUAGAGGAGUUCGCUGUACAUGUUGGCGAUGGUUCAAACAAACCAUUGCACCUGCUAUACGUACUACUCAACUAUGUCUACCCGGGCACACUGGAGUUGUCGAAGCCAUCUUCAGACUCUUCAGACUCUUCAGACUCCGAUUCAUCCUCAGACAGCGACUCCGAGUCUGAUUCAGAAAGCCGCGCAAUCAUAUCCCAACAAACCGGCCGCGUCCUCAUCUUCACCAAAAGCACAGAAAGCGCAUCCCGCCUAUCCCAUCUCCUCAGCGCCCUCAUGCCCCUCUUCGCCACCCACAUCAAAACCAUGACCCGCGCCCUAACCGCAGACGCCUCCCGCAAACUCCUCAAAUCCUUCAGCUCCGGCGCCACCAAAAUCCUCAUCGCCUCCGACGCCGCAUCCCGCGGUUUGGACAUCCCCGAUAUUACUCACGUGAUCAACUACGAUCUUCCUACCAGCAUUACGAGCUAUGUUCACCGCGUGGGCCGGACGGCGCGUGCGGGUAAGCCUGGUGAGGCGUGGACGAUGUUUACGAAGACGGAGGCGGCGUGGUUUUUGAAGCAGGUGGCUAAGGGGGAUGGGAUUAAGAGGGGGGGUAAGAAGGUUAAGAGGAUGGAGUGGAAGGAGAGUGCUGUUACGGCGGAUGGGAAGAAGAAGGCGUAUCGUGCGGCGCUCAAGAACCUUGAGAGUGCUGUUACGGGCAACGCCGACGCAGAAUAG